Molecule: messenger RNA, 1305 nt
Organism: Erinaceus europaeus (western European hedgehog)
Lineage: Eukaryota; Metazoa; Chordata; Mammalia; Eulipotyphla; Erinaceidae
Exons: 3
Coding region: 1-1269 (422 amino acids)
Source: RefSeq, a predicted model, not a curated record
AUGGAGCCUCCCCUUAUAGACGGAGAGGCCUGUGCCCGGGUUUGUUUACACGCGCACGCCCGUGCCCCCGACCAUACUCGUCCACAGGCAUCUGGCGGGCCAGCGCCCGCCCCUCCGGUGCCCGGAAAGGAAACUGAUGCAAUAUUGAUCGCCGAUUGCCAAACGUUUCCUGGCUCCCUCCGCCAGCAGCGCCCCCCACCCGGGACCUCCCGCGCUGGAGGGGGGUGGGGGGCUACGGCGACCCGGGGCCGCGGGCUGCACACGAGCCCCCGGGAGCGAGGACGCCGGAGGCUGGGGGCCCCUGGCGGCCCCUCCCGGCGCCCCUCCCCCGCUCCGCCCGGCCCGCGCCCUGCGCGCCGACUCCCCGAGCAUUUACCUCGGUGGUCUCUGCUGCUGUCACACGGGAAAUGCCACAGAAAUGCCUUCACUGGGGUUUUUUUCUUGGUGAAAAGCGUGGAAAUACAAAAUCAACUAGCCAAGGAAAAAAUACAAAAAAAAAAAAAGACCCACAAAGGCAGGCAGAAGCGUUGCCUCUCUCACACACACACACAAACACACAAAGGCGGUGGCCGUCCAGGUGGCGAGGCGACCACCGUGUCCAGGGGCAGGCACGAGGGCUGGGGAAGCGUGGUGAGCUGCGGUGCUGCGGGAGUGCACUCCGGGACAGCGCUGGCUGGAGACUCCGGAGCCGCCCGCGGAGCCGCGGGUUAUAGCGGGGACUCGGCUGCUGCGCGUCAGUGGGCGGGGUCGGCAGCGCGGCUUCUCUUUGUGUAUCAACACUACCUGGGCCCCGCCUCCCGCCCGCAGGCCCCGCCCGCACCCCCACCCCGGAAUGGCUCCCCCUUCCGUCUACCGCCCUCCCCGCUCCCCCCCACCAGACAGCCCGCAAACUCUUGCCCACUUUCUCUCGGGCUGCCUGCAAAGCCCCUCCGCCCCUCCCCGCGCUUCUCUGGGAUCAUUCAUUUCAGCCCCCCAGCGGGUGCCCCGCGCACGCGGUGGUCUUUCGGGAGAUGUCUUCUUGUAAUUGCAAUUCCCUGCCAACCGAGUCACCAGCAGUCCUGGCUUUCUCAUCACUUAGAAAGGCGCUGUCUCCCAUGGAAGGCUGGCCGGGAGCCCAGCCCAAGAGCCAGUUCCUUCCCCUCCAGUGGCGGCGUGGUCUUGCUGAGCCGAGGGAACUGGGGGCCCCUGGAUCCUGGACUUAUUGGAGCUGCUGGAAAGGUCGCGCUCCUCCCUUCAGGAAACAAAAGCCCCCCUCCCCCCAAAAAAUGAGGGACAAGCGUUUGUUGAUUGAAUGAAUAAACCAGA